GAGUUCGGUCUCCUUACUUCUCCUCCGUGAUUUUUUUGCUUUUUGUGCGGUUCCGUGUUUUAUGGUUUUGUGUUAGAUAUCCGCCUUUGGGUGGAGGCGUUGUGAGCUUGUUUGAGCUGUUCUCGCGAUAUUAAUAUCUGAUCGCAAUCACCGACAGUUUCCACAAAGAUGCCAUCAGUCAUGACAGAUAUUAUGACCUUGAUCCAACAUGAAAUUCCUGAAGGAAGACAAAACAUUCAUGACAGCCACACCAAUCUUGAAAAGGUUGCGGAGUACUGCGAGGCCAACUACUUUCAGGCAGAUAAUAAACACGCAGCCCUGGAAGAAACAAAACGUUACGCCACACAGUCCCUGGCCAGUGUUGCUUACCAGAUCAACACGCUUGCCUACAACCUGCUGCACUUGCUCGACCUGCAGACCGCGCAGCUGGCAGAAAUGGAGUCCCAAGUGCACCACCUUUCCCAGACGGUGAUGAUACACAAGGAGAAGGUAGCACGAAGAGAGAUUGGAGUGCUCACUGCCAAUAAAAGUGCUACGCGGCAGCACAAGAUCCUGGCCCCUGCUAGCCAGGAGCGCCCCGUGAAAUAUAUUCGUCGUCCCAUCGAUUACAGUGUGCUAGACGAUGUGGGUCAUGGGCUGCGAUCCAUGGCCAACAACGGAGCUAACAGGACGCGGAGGGUACCUUCUUCGCAGGUGUGUUCCGCGAUGUUUGCCCCCCCCCUUUUGUUUGGGACUCCUAGUCAUUUGUUGACGUGCGGGUACUCAUUUUCGCAGUCCCUGAUAAAUGCUGGGCCAGCUCCUACAACGAAGCCACCCACUCCUCCCCAAGCAAAUCGUGGAGUCACAGUUGGUUCUCUGACUCGAGGAGCUAGGGAGUACAGAACUCCCGCCCCUCCAAUUGCACCUCCUCAGGUGCCCAGCAACUAUGCGGCCAACUACCCACUUGGACAUCCCAGAAGAGGUAGCGGAUACUCCACACUGCCAGCACAUGGCCAUCACAGCUCUGGACAACACCCAGCCCCGCAGCGCACACCUCCUCCGAGUCUGUCCAGUCAGCCCCAAGUGGGCAUGGUGCACCCUAUGAGCCAGCAGCACGUUCCACAGCCCCAGCCUCAGUCCCUGCCACACCACAUUCCUCAAGCGACUCAGCAGUUGACAGAUCCUCCGGUGAUGAGUUCCAGCGUUACGGACCGCUUGCCGGAACCACCACCGCCACAUAUGGUUCCUCCGGUGGACUACGACCAUCAGGGAAACGUUUCGCCUCCACUUCCCCCUCCGCCACCUCCUGUUGCUGAGAACUUGUACUCGGGUAGUUAUGUUCCGCCUUCCCCACCAGCCUACGGGCGGCAACACUUGGAUGGGGAGCACGACUGGGUGCCAAAGAAUUACAUCGAAAAAGUGGUUGCAAUCUACGACUAUACUGCUGACAAGGACGAUGAGCUGUCAUUUUCAGAAAGCUCUCUCAUCUACGUUGUGAAGAAGAAUGAUGAUGGAUGGUAUGAAGGGGUAAUGAAUGGUGUAACUGGAUUGUUCCCUGGCAAUUAUGUUGAGCCGUUAAUGUGAGUUGUAACGUCCAGUCAGUGUUAUUUGCAUUCCAGGACUUGUGCAGCAUAGUGUUAAGCCUGCACCCAAUUACACGUUGUGUGUGUGUAGUUUUUUUUUUUUUCUUUUAGCUUCAUCAAAGAAAACACAGACACUUUGAUUUGUCAGUAUUUAUACAUCCUUAUUGCGCAUGCCUACAUGAUGCAUUCUCAUCAUAAAGCAAUUCCAUGCUAGAGUGCAGGAAGAAACACACAAGACUAAAAGACACAACUGACGCAAACAAGCACUCAGACAAAUUUCUUUUUUCUCAUGAGAAUGUAUGUAGGUGUGUUUUUGUAGUGUGGUAUCAUUGGAAUAGUAAGUGUGCAGUUUUUCUAAAGCACACUUUGUUGCUCGAAUAAAUUAUCUUCACCUUUCUGGCACUUUUUUACCUUCGGAAUUCUCCUGUGCAGCUGCUUUAUAUUCUUGUGAAUGGGACUGAUGUGUUUGCAGUGGGGUUAUACGUGUAUUUGGAUUUUUGGAAUACUGAAGCAAACAAUUGUGUAUUAGAUUUGAAUUCAGAUUCGCAUAUGGAAUCAUACUUGCAUAAAAAAACAGCAGCAGAGGCAUAGAAGACAAGGAAAGGGUAAGGACCUAUGAACAACAGGCAUGGACAGCUGCUGUAUAUGGAAUGCUGUGCAAAGUUCAAGUCAAAGGGAUGUUACUUCCAAACCGAAUACGUUUGAGUAGAAGGUUUCAAAGCUGCACUGUAAGCUCAAAAACGCCAGAAGAAGGGUUACAAACUGAGUGCUGCUUCACACAAAAGUCCUUAUGCAUAUAUUAUAUAGAUAUGCUGUAUAUUUGCUAUACAUAUAUGCUGUGGUUCGGUUUGUAUAUAUAACUGUUUGCUCUGUAUUCACUCUAACUACAUAACUAUUUGCUUGGGCAUUAAAAUUACUAUUCGCAUC
Ornithodoros turicata is the source of this 2489-nucleotide messenger RNA. RefSeq names its product abl interactor 2-like (gene Abi). Gene Ontology annotation, cellular component: actin-based cell projection; SCAR complex; lamellipodium. NCBI's taxonomy places the organism in Eukaryota, Metazoa, Arthropoda, Arachnida, Ixodida, Argasidae. The transcript is spliced from 6 exons. Bases 169 to 1563 code for a protein of 464 amino acids. Gene Ontology annotation, biological process: neuron migration. The record is from RefSeq and is a predicted model, not a curated record. Gene Ontology annotation, molecular function: SH3 domain binding; signaling adaptor activity.